This is a messenger RNA of Coregonus clupeaformis (lake whitefish), 9218 nucleotides long. Its product is annotated as proline-rich protein 12. Bases 227 to 7960 code for a protein of 2577 amino acids. The transcript is spliced from 18 exons. The record is from RefSeq and is a predicted model, not a curated record. NCBI's taxonomy places the organism in Eukaryota, Metazoa, Chordata, Actinopteri, Salmoniformes, Salmonidae.
UCUGUAUCCUCCAUAUCCCCCUCCUCCUUCUCCUCCCCUCCAUUCCUCUCCCCCUCCGUGCUGGUCUCAGUCUUGAGGACUUGCUAGUGAAUCGGGAGAAAUAAACAGACACUGAACAGCGGGAAAAAAAGGACACAGGGAGUGAUAGCGUGCGAGAAUUUAAGACAUCUCCUCCCUCCCCUACCCCCACACUAUCUCUCCAUCUUCAUCCCUAGUCCUUUCUUUAAUGGAAAGAAAUUAUCCUGGUACAGGGUUCGGUGAUUUGGGCGCUGGUACGGGAUGGAGUUACGAGAGAUCGGCCAAGGCAAGCCUGGUGUAUGGAAGUUCUAGGUCUUCCCAUCCGGACUCAGAGCUGCUCCAUCGCCAGGCUUAUGGCACACCCCACCCUCUGCAGGGCUACGCAACCAAUCACCAUCCUGGCAGCUCUGGACAGGGCGGGGCAUGGGGGGCUGGGAGGAGUCUAGGGUUAUCUGGGCUGUUUGAUACUGGGCUACACCAUGCCAGUCCCUCUGGUCCAGACCCGUCUGUCAUGAACCUGAUUUCAGCACUGGAGUCCCAGGGUCGGCAGCCGCCCCCCUCAGCCUCCUCCCUCCUCUCCCAGUUCCGAACACCCUCCUGGCAGACUGCGAUGCACACUCAGCCAGAGCUCUUCAUCGGGUCUGGCUCCUUCCCCUCCUCCUCCCUCUCGGCCUACCAGCACCCAGCCUCCUUCUCUGGGCGGUCCUUCCCUGGCGCCUCGCUCUCCCUGCAGGACUCCCCCACCUUCAGCCCCACGUCCAACGGCCUCCUGUCCUCCCACGACCCCCUGCUGCACAUCAAGACGCCCUCCCAGUCCAGCCUGGGCUUCGACCGUUUACUCUCCUCACAGGGCGCCGCCUACCGUGGGUCGCAGGACCCCACAGGCCCACCACAAACAACCUCCUCCUCAUCAGGCCGCCACCUACCCCCUCCCCAGUUUAACCUGCUGUCCUCCCAGCUCCAGGACCAGUCCUCCCAGUUGUACAACGCCUCUGUGUUCUCAUCGGCACCCGCCCCGCCGCCACCCCAGCCACCCCAGGAGAGGGCCAUACCCCGGCAGGACAGCGUGAUCAAGCACUAUCAGCGCUCCUCUCCGGCUCAGUCGCAGCUCUCCUCCUCAGCCCCCCACCCCCUGCAGCACUACCUCAGCUGUGGGGCAUCGGGGUAUCAGCAGAUCUCCCACCACCGGCAUGGAGGGGUGUCCUGCAGCCCGCUGGGGGAGCAGAGCCCUUCAGCAGAUCCCAAACCCUCCCCCCGGUCAGAUCAAGUGUACCGCCCCAUCAUCCAGACCUCGUACACCUCCUCAGCCGCCUCCUCGUCAGGUGGAGGUCUAGGAAAGGGGGCUAAGAACUCCAGCUCCAGUAGUGGCUACUCUUCCUCGGGCUCCUCGUCAUCCCGAACCCCCCACACCCCGCCCUCAGCCUCCUCCACCUCCUCGUCCUCCUCAAACUCCAACCCUUCCUCCAGCUCCUCGUCGGCCCCCUCUAGACAGCAGCCCCCAACUCAGUCUGCACCCCCACCUCCCCCUCCAGUCUCCUCCGCCCCGGCCCAGCAGCCUCCUCCUAAACCCUGCCUGUCAGCAUAUGGCUCCCCUGUGGCCCCCGUCAAGCCCACUGCAGGCCUCCCUGGACAGACACCUCCCCAGCAGCAGUCCUACUCCCCCAGCCAGCCCCCUCCCUCACACCUCCCCUCCCACCAGCCCUAUGGGGGCUUCAGCUCCCCCCAGGCCCAGGACCUGACCUCUGGUACUGGGGGUUCUGGGAAAGGGUAUGGAGGACUAGGGCCAGGAGGCCGCUCCUUCUCUGCCGAGGUGGUCUACGGGACGGACUCAGGAUACGGCUCGCUGCCUACCUCCCUUGGGGGAGCGGGCAGUCCUUCGUUGGGGUAUGGUGGCCCAAGGCACUCCCCUGCCCUCCUGGGGUCUGGAGGGGGUGGAGGGUCAGCCGGCAGCGGGGCAGGGUCCGGGGUUGGUGGAGGUGGAUCAGGAGGUGGGGGUGCAGGAUCAAGUGGUAGCAGUGGAGCUGGAGGAGGCAGCUCAUACAACCUCCCUGACUCCAGCCCUUCUCCCUCCAGCAACUCUGGCAUCAUUCGACCUGGGCUGCACUCUCCUGCUCCCGCCCGCCCUGCCCAGUCCCCCGGGGGAGCCGGGGGUAACAAAUACCUCUCCUCCGUCCUCUCCCCUGCCUUCCUCUCCUCUCCGCAGGGUUACCCCGACACCCGAGGCCCCCAGCCUCAGUCCUACCACCCCACGCCCCCCAAACCCAAGCCAGACACUGACAUGCUGGGAGUGGAGCGCUCUCAAGACGAGGAGGAUGACGAUGACGAUGACUUCCUGAUCCAGCACUUGCUGCAUGCCCAGAGCCCUGCGCCACACCCGUCCCAGCACCACUCCCAGCAGCAGCCGCCCCAGUCCAUCCCUCAGGCCAGGGAUGGGGUCAAAGGUCUGGCCUACGACCUGAACAAGGCCUCUGAGGAGCGCUACCACCUCCAGAGCGUAAUCCGCACCAACAGCGCCACCAACAGCACGGGCCCCGGUACUGCAGGUAACGUCAGCGGAGGUGGCCUGGAGAGCCAGUUGGAGAUGUCUCUGAAGAAACAGCAGCAGCAGGCCAAGAACGAACGAGGGCUGUCUGGAGCAGGGGCCAGCGGAGGAAGAGGGGGGGCAGACUCCCUCUCACACCCCAACCCUCACGUCCCCUAUCCGCACCAACACGACUCCCUCGGCUCAGUGGUGCACUACGGCAGGGGCGACCCUUACUCCCAACACCCUCACUCCCAGCACCCCCACCAUCCCUCGCAGGCCCCCUCACACCCCCAACACACCCAGCACUCCCAACACGCCCACCCCCACUCCCACGCCCACCCUCACAUGGAGCUCAAAAAGCCUCCCGACCCGUCCGAGCUGCCAUACCUGCGGAAGACACCUGAACUGCAGCAGCAGCCCCGACAGUCCCAGUCCUCUCUUUCCCUCAUGGACUCCCCCCCAAAUCAGCCCCAGCAGCCUCCCUCUGGCCACAUGCUCCAGUCUGUACUGUCCCACACUACCCGCAACAAGAUGGACACCCAGCAAGCUGCUUCUCAGCAGCAGCAGCACUCCAUGAGUCAGCAGGCCAUGAUGGGGGCAGGUGGAGAGGCAGAGCCUGGGGGACAAGCGGGGGUGGAUCCCCAGCCCCAUUCUCAAUCCCAGCUGCAGCUCCAACUCCAGUCCCAGGCUAUGGAGGCCCACUACAGCCAGAGCCAAGCCAGCCAGAACUCGGUAUCUCCGCUAGACAUGCUGGAGCGCACCCUGUCUCGGGCCAACAGCAGAGACAGUGGAGGGGCCGUGGAGAGAAGUGGGGUAGGGGGAGGAGAUGGGGGCAGUAGUGACGGACACAGACAACAACAACAGCAGCAGCACAGGCUGCCAUCUCAUCACCACUCCCAACAAACUGCCUCCAAGCUUCACGACUUCCUCUCCGAGCCAGAUCUGGGCAUAACCACGCCCUCCCACCUGCACCACCUCAACCCACACCACCCCCACGUCCAUCACCAACAGCAGACCCACCCGCACCACCCCCUCCCGCACACCCAUGCCCACCCCCACUGCCACCACCUGGCGACCAACGCAGGGCCGCAGCAGCAGCAGCCUCCGCCCCAUCAGAGGGACCAGGAGCCCCAGCUCUGCCAAUCCCAGUUGGACCAGCUCAAAGAGCACCAGUUUGACACCGUGAGCCCCGUGGGGAAAGCGGGCCAGAACCAAGGCCAGCAGCAGCAGCAAAGGUUUGUGCCUCUGACCUCCAUCUGUUUCCCAGACUCCCUCUUACAGGAUGAGGAUCGCUCCUUCUUCCCCGGCAUGGAGGAUAUGUUCUGCUCUGACGACUACUCCAAGUCAAGCUGCGCCGGGGGUCCCGGGGCAGGCCAAAGGGUGCAGGAAGGUAUGUCUGAGGCACGUGGACAGGGACCAGACAGCAUGGAGGACGUCAAGACCAGUGAUGGAGGAGGUGGCUAUGACAUGAUGGGUCACCAUGGCGACCAUGGGUAUGGGUACUGCCACGGCCUCACGGAAACAGAAAACAGCACCAUGCAUCUGGACCUGGACUCCCUGAAAACCCACGAGCUCCCCUCCACUGUGAACACAGAGCAGCUCGGCCUCAUCCAGUCCCAGACCCCGGGCCUUGGCUUGGGGGGUCCAGGGGGAGUUCCUGGGGAUGGCUCCGCCAACAAGAUGAUUGGAGGUACAGGCGUGGGCGGAGGUUCCGGUCUGGCCGGGCUGACGUCGCCCAUCUUCUGCUCCUCCCGACCCAAGAAGCUGCUGAAGACCAGCUCCUUCCACCUGCUGAAGCAGCGCCGCGACCCGCAGCCGCAGGCCAAGAAGAACUACGCCCAGGAGUACGAGUUCGAGGACGACGAGGACAAGGCUGAUGUUCCCGCUGACAUCCGCCUGAACAGCCGGCGGCUCCCUGACCUCCUCCCCGACCUGGUGUCCAGCUGCAGGAAGGCUGGAGGAGGGGCCUCUGGGGUGGGCUCCCUCAGCCCUCUGAUGGGCGACCUGGACUUCUGCCACCCGUCCGGCUACCCCUCCCUUGGCCCCCCUCCCCAGCUCCUACCCCACGACGGGCCCAAGAAGAGGGGCAGGAAACCGACCAAACCCAAACGUGAGGGGCCGCCUCGGCCCCGAGGGCGCCCUCGCAUUCGCCCGCUCCCGGAGCCGCCCUACUGUAGGGGGCUGAUGGGAAAUGUAGGCGGGGAGACCCGCAGGGGUCGUGGGCGGGGUAGGGGGCGUGGCAGGAAGGAGGAAGGGAUGAUAGAGAUGCACCGAGACAAAGUACCCGACCUCCAAUAUCAGCAACAACAACAGCAGUUCCACCAACAACAGCACUUUCAACAACAGCAGCACCAACACCAUCACCUCCAACAGCAGCAGAAUCUACAACCUCAACAUCAACAGCAGCAACAGCAGCAGCACCUACAACACCUUCAUCAACAACAACCACAGCAUCCACAGCACCAGAAACUUUUCAAGCCUAUUAAGAUCAAGCUGCCUAUCCCCUCUAUGUCUCCCUCGGACUCCUUGCUGAGGACAGACUCUCUGUCCAGCACCGACCCGGUUCUCUCUGACGGGUCAGUGGGCUCGGCCCCCUCCCUGGGCCUGAGUCCUGGACCCACCGCUGGGAUGGACAUGAACAUGACCAGGAGCCAGGAGAAGAUGAAGCAGAAAGCUCAAGCCCAGGAGAUGACGUGGGAGAGGGACAUGGAUGAGCAGCUGACCCCAGAGGCCUGGGCUGCCAUGCAGAAGCUCUCCAACACGACAGAGGACAAGCCCCCGGAGCUGAAGUCUAAUUUCAUGGCCUCCUUCCUGGACUUCCUCAAGACGGGGAAGAAGCAGCCUGAAUCUGGACCUGGUGGACCACAAGACCUCGGAGGGCCGGUGGAAGGAGCUGAAACUACAGACUCUUCCUCCCUGAAGGGUAGGAUCCUGUCCCCGCCUCCCCCUCCACUGCCCCCUCCUCCACCCCCUCCGUUUGGGGACAGUAGCGAGGACGGGCUGAGCCCCUGCAAGCGUCUGGACGACGAGCUGAAGAGGAACCUGGAGACGCUGCCAUCCUUCUCCUCCGACGAGGAGGAGGACUCUGUCAGUAAGAACCAGGACCUGCAGAAGAGCAUCUCCUCUGCAAUAUCUGCCCUUUACGACACGCCCCAUUCGCUGGCUGCAACCGUGGCCCCGCACCCUCCCAGCCCAUCUCCGCCCCAAAGCCCAUUGCUGCCACCAACGCCGCCACUCGUGGCCCAAACGCAGCUGGACUUGGCCGAUCUGGAGGAGCAGGACGAUGACGUGGAGACACACAUGCAACUUCACAACACGCAGGCCAACGCACAGCCAAAUACACCGUCCCCAGAACAGGUUGGACUGAAUGGAAUGGACGGAGAGGACGAACAACAAGUGGAGAUGGAGGAAGAGGAGGAGAUGGAGAAGGAGGAGAGGGUAAAGGAAGACCAGAAUGUAGAGCGCGGGGGUGUGGAGGAAGAGGUAGAGGAGAGGGAAGAGGAGGAGGAGGGGGAGGAGGAGAGAGAGCCUGAGUUUGAGAUGCUGGAUGCUCCUAAAGUGGAAGAUUCUCCAUCCAGGCCUCCCCUCGCCCCCACAGCCCCCCUCUCCCCCCAUCCCUCUCCCCAUCCCGUCUCACUUCUUCCUCCCAGGAGCAGCAGCAGCCGUCCCCCAAACAAACCCACCACCCCCACCACAACCCCUCUGCCUCUCCUCCCCCCAGCUCCUCUCCCCCCGACCCUGCCCUCUCCACCCUCCCCUUCCCCUGCAAUGCCCCCCUCCACUACCCCCCCUCCCUCCUCCUCCCCUCCCCUUUCGGAUGCUCCAGAGCUGGCCCAGCCUUCCUCCUCGCCCUCCUCUUCCCCACCCUCACCCCCCACCCCUGAGGAUGCGCCAGCCCCCAAGAUCACCUCUCUGCACCUGGCCAAAAAGCAGGACAAUGCGGCCAUCGCUGGAGAGAGCGAGGAGGAGGACAGCGAGAGUGGCGGUGAGGGCAUCUUCCGGGAGAGGGACGAGUUUGUGGUGCGGACUGAGGACAUUGGCACGCUCAAGAUGGCCCUGCAGACCGGCCGUGAGCCACCGCCCAUCUGGAGAGUGCAGAAAGCCCUGCUGCAGAAGUUCAGCCCCGAGAUCAAAGACGGACAGAGGCAGUUCUGUGCCACCAGCAACUAUCUGGGCUACUUUGGCGAUGCCAAGAUGCGGUACCAACGUCUCUAUGUCAAGUUCCUGGAGAAUUUCAAUAAAAAGGAUUAUGUCCGUGUGUGCUCACGGAAACCCUGGCACAGACCUGGACUCAUGUUGAGGCGUCAAUCACUCCCAUCGCUUCCCAAGCCACCUCCCCCUGCCCUCAGUCAAACUCCACCCCGAUUGGAGCGAGAUGAGAGGGAGCGGAAGGAGAAAGAGAAGGAGCAGAAAGAGAAGGAGCAGAAAGAGAAGGAGCAGAAAGAGAGGGAGCAAAAAGAGAGGAAGCAAAGGGAAAAAGAGAAGGAGCAGAAAGAGAGGGAGCAGAAAGAGAAAGAGAGGAAACAAAAGGAAAAAAAAGAAAAGGAGCGAGAAAUGGAAAAGGAGAGACAGCGAGAGAAGGAGAAGAAGGAAAGAGAAGAAAAAGAGAAGAGGCAUCCACCACCUCAGGAGAAGGUGGAGAGAAGGAGCAGUGAAGAGGACCGAAAGAGAGUGAGGGAGGAGAAGAGAGGAGGAGGAGGAGAUAAGAAGACAGAGCGCACGUCGAGGGCGAGGCCCGUGAAGGCGGAGCCUCCACCCAAGAAGAGGAAGAAGUGGCUGAAGGAAGUCCCCUCUGACUCAGACUCCUCCCCCGAUGGGCCGAGUGAGGACCAAGCCCCAUUGAGAGGGGGGGUGAACAGUCGAGCCAUGAGGGAGAUGUUCAGGAGUUACAUAGAGAUGCUGGUCAGUACGGCACUAGACCCCGACAUGAUUCAAGCCCUGGAGGACACAGAUGACGAGUUGUACCUCCCGCCCAUGAGGAAGAUUGACAGCCUCCUCAACGAACAAAAGAGGAGACUGUUAAGGAGAAUCAACAUGAGUGGCCAACACCAGGAGACUCUGCAUAUGUUCCCCAAAAUGACGGCGGACCCCCUGGACUCUGGAGUGGUCAAAGUGCACCUCGGCGGUGAGUGCUACAACCGUAAAACCCUCAACUGCAUCAAGAAGAGCACCACGCCCAAACAGCAGGACCUCAAGCUGUCCACAGAGACGUGUCGUGUCUAUAGCCUGUAUCAUUCCCUCCAUCACUACAAGUAUCACACCUUCCUGAACUGCAAGAAGGAGACGGACAGUAUAGAGCAGGCAGCGGAGGACCCUGGUCAGGAGGAGGUGGUGCAGCAGUGUAUGGCCAACCAGGACUGGCUGGAGACCCUCUUCAACUCCUUCAUCGACCUGCUGACCCUCAGCACCAAAACCUGAUGAGGGAGGAGGGGGCCGUGUCCGAAAUAUUACCCUAUUCCCUACAUAGAGCACUACAAUUCCCCAGGGCCUAUAUGGAGAAUAGGGUGCCAUUUGGAAAGCAGAAUGUGGGUUGGAGAAGGGAGGGGAGGGAGGAGGUAUACAGUAUUUGGGAGACAAAGCAAGAGAGUUGGAGUGGAGAACACUGGACUGUACCAAGAUGGAGAGAGAGGGGGGUUUCAGACCCUACCACUCUAGUUCUUGCCCAGCGAGAAAGAGAGAACAGGCUAUGUUUGGUCUGUGAGUACGGUUGAGUUUUAACUUAAAAUUGAUGCUACAAUGAACUGUUUUUAGCAGUUUUUUUUUUUUUUUCUCUCACAAAGUAUCUCUUGACUAAAGAAAAGAGAAGGACUGAGGAGGAGGCGGAGUGAAAAUAGUGAAUGUGUGAAAGGGUACGACGUCUGCCACUUGACCUGAACGGGGAAAGCAGGAGACCACCGUGAAUCAGUCAGCACUACAGGAAAGAUUGCGAUCUACAUCCAAACAUGCACGGGCACACACACAUACACACAUAAAUACACACACGCACACACACACCAACAUACAAACACUAUAUAUAUACGUAUAUGUAUUAAUAAUUAUGAUUUGUAUUAUUUAUACAAGGAAAUUACCCUCCCUAGCUGGGAUUGUUUGCUGUUGUUAUUUUAAAUAAUGUUUUUUAUUAGGGUAUACAUGAAAUGGCCUAACCGAAAUCCUUUGCUCAGUCCCCCUUUACUGCUGAAGGAAGAAACGAGUGGAGGGGAGCAAAACUGAGGUGAAGGGAGGGAGGGGAGAGGGAGGUGAGAGGAGUGUGUGAUGUUCCCUUUUUUCUGUCUGCCUAAAUAAAUUGUGAGGGGGGAAAAUGUAUUUAAAAACUAAGCAAACUGUGUUCUUUAUGUUUGUUCUUCAAAAGACAAUGAGAGCAGAGUUUACACCUGAAGUUAAUAAAUUAAAAUAAAUAUCUGUUCGCUUUCUAAAAGAAAGCACUGUGGUUUUAGGGAGGUGUAACGGUUAAAAAGCGUAUAAAAUCUGUGUUGACUGUUUUUAUUUGAUCUGUUUGUUGUUUAUGAUAAUUAUUAUUUUUGAGGUUUACCUAUUUGUUCAAGCUCUUUUUUUCUCUGUAAAUAUUGUACAGUUAUUUCAGUCUCUAAAGCCCAGUUCCUCUUCUGUACAUGAUAUUCCUGUAUUUGACAAAAGCAAAUAAAAAAUUGAAAAUGAUGAAAAUGACGGGGAAAAACAA